Molecule: messenger RNA, 2439 nt
Organism: Oryzias latipes (Japanese medaka)
Lineage: Eukaryota; Metazoa; Chordata; Actinopteri; Beloniformes; Adrianichthyidae
Gene: ubl3a
Product: ubiquitin-like 3a
Molecular function (GO): protein binding
Source: RefSeq, a predicted model, not a curated record
CAGCUGAGUGGGCUGAGGAGGCUCAGGCGAGCAGUGCAGUCCGGAGCACCGUCAACAAUCAAACACGCGUUUUAAAGGGACAUUUAGCCGCCUGACGUCUUUCCCCACACAACCUCUCGGACUUCAUUAAGGGGAACCAAAAUCUUAAACACUACGGAUAUUUUUGUUUCCUUCUUUUAAAAAAACAACAGAGAAAAACCAUCCGGAUGUGCCAGCAGUAGUAUUGUUUUUUCUUUCUUUCUUCCCAUUUUUUCGCAUGGCGUUGACGUAGUAGGCACUGCACACACAGCAGGGUUGGGUAUUUGAGAUCGGAACGAGGCCCUCGGGUCAAUAGUAUCUAAAUUCAUUUCAACUCCACUUUCGAAAUUACAUUUUUUUAAAGGAGUGUGCGUGUUUCUGUGAUAAUCAGAGAAAUGAUUGUGCAAUAAAAAAAGAGGAAGAGGCAGCUCGUCUCGUCUACCUCGGUGUGGCUGGAAAGAAAAAAAGUAUUCGGGGAUAAAACCGAGUUUCCACCCGGCGUGGACGCACAUUUUUGGACUCUUGGGAGCCUUUGUGAGGUAAAGAGACCGCAUAGAGACCGCGUUGUCUUCGAGAGAGUGCGUGUAUGUGCCUGUGAACCCCACCGGAGGACCAGCAGAAACCUUCACGAUGACUGCCAGCACCUCAGCGGACACGAUAAACCUGCGGCUUAUUUUAGUCAGUGGAAAGACAAAAGAGUUUGUCUUCUCUCCCAACGACUCGGCAGCGGACAUCGCCAAGCAUGUUUAUGACAACUGGCCAAUGGACUGGGAGAUGGAGCAGGUCAGCAGUCCCAACAUCCUGAGGCUGAUCUACCAGGGACGUUUUCUACACGGCAAUGUAACACUAGGAGCUCUCAAGCUGCCCCUCGGGAAGACCACAGUGAUGCAUUUAGUUGCCAGAGAGACUUUGCCUGAGCCAAAUUCCCAAGGUCAAAGGAAUAGGGAGAAGACGGGGGAGAGUAACUGCUGUGUCAUCCUGUAAUCUGCACACCUGCACUGCCAGCCGGCCCCCUGGCCCUCUCAUUUGUUCACGCCGUUAAUGUCCAGGAGCCGAUCAGCCUGUCCCUUCUCCUAGAGCCUGUAGACGAUGCCGAUACGUGUACGGAUGAACCCUCCACCACCCAACUGCACUCAGCCGAUUUAAGAGCCUGGGAGCAGGAAAUUGAUUAACAAUAGGGCAGAUUCUUUAGUUGUUCUUAAUUUGUUAUUGUAACUCAUAAUUAGAGGAAGGAACUGGACUCGUGUGUGUUUUGUUUUUGUUCUAUCUUCAGCCUUCUGCCAAUUGCGAGCUCUCUCACACACACACACACACACACCUAGACACACACACACACACACGUCCAGCCAUUCUCAGCUGGUCUGUUAAGACCCGCUCAUCAUUCUAGCUGGUUGCCAUGUUUUUCUUCGCAGGGCUCAAGUUUAUGACUGUGGCCUUGGCAUCUUAAACAGACCGCUGACAAUUUUAGCCACUAACACAUACACCACAGCAGACAAGUUUAGGUAAACUCGCUCAGUUAUGCAGCAAUUUGCAGAUGCGCCCGAUCAGAGCACCCGGCCAAAUCCCACAAACUCCUCCCCUUUUGUCCAACAAGACGCCGAAGAGACAAAUGACCAGUGUUGGAGGUCGGUUUUUCUUUUUUUUGGGGAUAUUUUUUUGUGACUGUGUUUUUACAGUCCAUGCAGUGUUGUGAUUAAAUGAAGCAUGAACACAUUACACAACCUUCAAGUCUUCUUGUGCUCCACUUUCAAGCAGUGUUGUGAAGGACUUCUCUCUUUCAGUGGAAAUCAACUUUUCUUUUUUCUUUUUUUGUCUUAAAAUUCUUUGUCUGAACCUGAAUUCUGCAUUAAAGAAUCCAUUUUGCACAAAUGAAGCGAAGGCUCUUUCAGAUUGAUACAAAUGUAAAAAGAGUUUGUUUUAUUUUAUGUUUCCCAUGGAAGUAAUGUUCCAAACUAAGGUAACAUGUGUAGAAUAUAUUUAAUAUGAAUCUUAUCUAGAACAUGAUGACUUUAGAUCUUGGUGAUAUACAUUAUAUUGGUGUUUAGUCUCUGAUUGUGUAUAUGGUUGGCUUCUAGCCAGUUCACAGUCACUUGCUGGCAAUGUCUUGUGCUUAACAGCAGCAGAUCAUCCCUAACUAUUAUCCGAAUCAUGAAUUUGUAUUUUUAUUUCUUCUAAGCAGUUUGCUAUUAAUUUUUUCAUUUGUUUAUAAUUUAAUAUAACCUUUUUUUUUUGCUUUAAAUAAUUGCUUUGUAACAGCACUAGGUCUUAAAAAAUACUGUAAUGAUCAGGGUUUCAAUCUGUACAGAGAUAAACAUUUUCAAAAUGAGUGUAAAUAGCACUAAAGCCCUCCACCCCCACUUCCCACUCUGGACUUCAGAAUUGAAACACAUCUGUAAACUAAAUAAAAGUUAUUGAAGUGCG